Molecule: messenger RNA, 1638 nt
Organism: Cantharellus anzutake
Lineage: Eukaryota; Fungi; Basidiomycota; Agaricomycetes; Cantharellales; Hydnaceae
Product: microtubule binding protein
Exons: 8
Coding region: 1-1638 (545 amino acids)
Biological process (GO): actin filament organization
Molecular function (GO): actin filament binding
Source: RefSeq, a predicted model, not a curated record
AUGAGUCGAUUCGUGCGACCUUCGAAGUACCGACACGUAUUCGGCCAGCCAGCAAAAAAGGAGAAUUCGAUCGAAAAUGUCAAGGUCACAACCAGUGCCUGGGACACGAACCUCAUCAGCGCCUCUGGCUCUUACCUCAGCUUGAACUGGGCGUCUUCCGGAGGAGGAGCCUUCGCGAUCCUCCCUUUGCCUUCACCAUUCGGACCUAUACCCUUCGGCAUUCCCUACAAACUCCCUGACAUAAUACCUCUUGCUCGAGGACAUACCGCCCCUGUUCUUGAUACUGAUUGGUCCCCUUUCCAAGACAAUGUUGUGGCGAGCGGAGGCGAAGACGGUAAAAUCUUGGUCUAUAAAGUUGAAUCGCGUGAAUUCGAAGGUUGGGGUGGAGAUAAAUGGCAACCUGUCGAUUUCGAACCUGUCGCCCGAAUUGCUGGCUCGGCUCGAAAGAUAGGACAAGUUCAGUUUCACCCCACUGCUGCGCAUGUCCUGGCCGCCACAUCGGGUGAUUAUAUUGUCAAGCUUUGGGAUCUUGGUUCCCCAGAAGAGCCGAGGUCAACUCUCACUGGGCAUCAAGACACGAUCCAAGGUCUUGCCUUUAAUACGACUGGAACCUUACUUGCUACCACCUGUCGUGAUCGUAAGAUACGUUUGUUCGACCCUCGUGUUGGUGGAGAGGCGGUCCGAAUCACCGAUGGGCAUAGCGGUAUCAAAGGUUCACGCAUUGUUUGGAUGGGAGACAAAGAUAGGCUUGCUACUACCGGCUUCAGCAAGAUGUCUGAUCGGCAAUUAUCAAUUUGGGAACCCGGAUCCCUGAAUAAUGUGACGACAACUAUCAUUGAUCAAUCUGCUGGCGUAGUGAUGCCGUUCUGGAGUGACAAUGGGGUCAUAUUCUUGGCCGGAAAGGGUGACGGAAACAUUAGGUUUUACGAGUAUGAGUCAGAUGCUUUGCAUCCUCUGUCGGAACACAAGUCUUCUGAUCCCCAACGUGGAAUGUGCUUCUUGCCGAGGAGAGCCUUAAGUGUCUCAGAAUGCGAGAUUGCUCGUGCAUACAAAGUCACUGGCUCGAUUAUCGAGCCAAUUGCCUUCAUCGUGCCACGCAAGUCGGACACCUUCCAGUCCGAUAUCUUUCCCCCCGCAGCGUCCGACGAGCCUGCAUUAACCGCCGCCCAAUUCUUUUCUGGUAAAACUGCCCAGCCAAAGCUGGUUGAUCUCAACUCCGGUGAGAUCACAUCUUCGUCAGCCGCCGUAGCCACUACGCCUUCUCCAUUCUCGGCUCCAACCCAAAGCAUCCCUAAUCCUCCUACGAGGACCUAUACUGCACUGGCACCUGUAUCCGUACCUGCCCCUGAACCUUCGCCUCUCACACAAGGGAGAUUUGUUGAUGCUGCUCCAAGCCCUGUUGUCGCUACUUCUGUCUACCCGACGAGCUUUUCCCUGCACCCCCCAGCUCCUAUCCCGCGUGACGAGCCCUCUCCCGUACGGACAAGUGGUGAUGAUACUCACCUGGCCGAGAACGCACAACUCAGAACCGAUCUACGCGAGGCCAAAGCACAGAUUCGCAAUUUAGAACUUCAAGUAGAGACUCUUAAAGCCAAUGCAGCCAGAGCCGCCAAAACCCUGCAAUUUGGCCUGGAAUGA